Dermatophagoides pteronyssinus (European house dust mite) is the source of this 2012-nucleotide messenger RNA. RefSeq lists its product as uncharacterized. Gene Ontology annotation, cellular component: nucleus. NCBI's taxonomy places the organism in Eukaryota, Metazoa, Arthropoda, Arachnida, Sarcoptiformes, Pyroglyphidae. Gene Ontology annotation, biological process: regulation of transcription by RNA polymerase II. The record is from RefSeq and is a predicted model, not a curated record. Gene Ontology annotation, molecular function: DNA-binding transcription factor activity, RNA polymerase II-specific.
UAAUCAAUCAAUCAACUCACACGUGUAUCGAUCUCAUCGAAAUCAAAAUUUUUUCAAGCCAAAAUCCGAUAAUAAUUAUUUAAUCAAACAUCAAACAAAUUGAUUUGGAUUCAUUCAUCGGUAAAAAUGACCAUUUGUAGUGGUCAAAUUAUUAUCGGUAGCCGAAUUACAAGCGAUAAUUUAUCAUCAACAUCACCACCAUCAACAUCAACAUCAUCAACAUCAUCAUCGAUAGAGAAUAUUCAACAAUCGCAACAGAAUUCGUUAAUCAAUAAUCAUCAUCAUAAUCAUCAUUAUUAUUCAUCAUUAAUCAACAACAACAACAACGAUAAUCAACAACAACAACAAUUAAAUAAAAUCAACAUAAUGAAUACAAUUAAUACGGAAACAUUAUUACAAGCAGCAGCACAACAACAACAUGAAAAACAUGGUUCCAUUUUUGGUACGGCUACCGGAUUAAGUGGAACAGUUACAGUUGGUUUGACUGGAAAUCAAUUAGCAAAUCAUAUUGGACAAAGUUUACAGGCUGCAGGUAUAACAGCUACAGGUGUAAAUCAUGCAUUUCAAAUGACAACAACAGGAGGUAAUCAUCAUAAUCAUCAUCCAUCACAUCAUUUACAUCAUUCAUCCGCUGCACAUCAUAAUCAUAAUCAUAAUCCGCAUCAAAAUCAUCUUAAUCAUAAUCAUCAAAAUCAUCAACAAAAUACAACAACAACACCAACACCAACAUUACAUUCCAUGACCGUACCAAGUUUUAGUUUUAAUGGUCAUUUAUUAACAGCCGCAGCAACAACAACCGGUAGUUUGAAUGGUCAGCAACAACAACAACAACAAAAUCGUCGUUUAUCAAAUCAAUCAUCGAAUCAUAAUCAUAAUCAUCGUGUAACAAAUAAAUCACAACAACAACAGCCGACAAAACAAUUUCUUUGUCCAAUGUGUAAUAGAUUUUUUACACAAAAAGGAAAUCUUAAAACACAUAUGAUGAUACAUACUGGUGAUAAACCAUAUGUAUGCCAUGUUUGUGGAAAAAGUUUUACACAAAAAGGUAAUGUUGAUACGCACAUACGAAUACAUACUGGUCAUAAAGAAUAUGCUUGUGAACGUUGCGGUAGAAGUUUUACACAACGUGGUAAUCUUAAAACACAUAUGCGUUCAGUACAUACAAAAGAAAAACCAUUUGCUUGUUCGGUUUGUGGUAAAAGUUUUGCACAACGUGGUAAUAUGCGUACACAUAUUCGUACACAUAAUAAAGAUGAUCGUUUUCCAUGUGGUUUAUGUGGUAAAACAUUUUCACAAAAAGGAAAUCUUAAAACACAUAUGCAAAGACAUGCCGGUACAUUACCAAAACGUUAUAACCAGAAUGGACAACAACGUCGUCAAACAACAUCAAGAUUAUUACAGGUACCAGCAGCAACAGCUGCAGCAGCAGCAGCAGCCUUAACAUUAUCAUCAUCAUCAUCAUCAUCAACAACAACAACGGCAGCAGCAGCUGCUGCUGCUGCAUAUGCAAUUGCAGCAGCCGGAAAUGUAACAAAUAUUGAACGAACAAAUCAACAAACAACAACAACAACAACUUCUUCUUCAUCAUCAACAACAACAACAACCACAGCUAAUACAAUUGGUGGUCAAACGAUAAUUAAAUCAACAUCAACGACAAUAAACGGUGGAAAUAGUCGAAAUAAUUCUCAACGACAACAGAACGUUCGAAAUCUACAACAGGUAUCUCGACAGGAUCAACAAUUGCUGAACAACAACAACAGUCCAUCUUUAUAUCCCGUUUCUUUUGUUAGUAAUAAUAAUAUUCUAUAUCAACAACAACAACAAAUGGCAGCCGUAUUAUUAUCCAAAUCAUCAUCAUCAUCAUCGUCAACAACGACAACAACAACAUUGUUAAAUUCGAGCUUUAACAAAGAUUAUCAUCACCAUCAUCAGUUACAUUUUAUGUCUAGUUUGUUUCAUUAAUCCAAUCUGAAACAAUGAAAAACCUGGACAGAGAGAUAAUCGAUUUAAAG